Molecule: messenger RNA, 862 nt
Organism: Syzygium oleosum
Lineage: Eukaryota; Viridiplantae; Streptophyta; Magnoliopsida; Myrtales; Myrtaceae
Product: cytochrome b561 and DOMON domain-containing protein At3g25290-like
Exons: 1
Coding region: 120-809 (229 amino acids)
Source: RefSeq, a predicted model, not a curated record
AAACGACAGGUCUUGUGCAAGAAAACAGUAUAUAUAGAUGUGAAUGGUUAGAUGAAUUACAAUAGCUACAUCAGUCGGCCUUCUCUCUCUCUCUCGAUCAAGGCUCUCUGCGUACUACAAUGACCGGUCUCUCUCUCCUCCUCUCCCUCUCGCUCCUUUCUCUCUUCCUCUCGCCGGCUCUCUGCCUCACCUGCACGUCCCAAAAAUUCACCAACAAGGUCUAUGCCAACUGCAUCGACCUCCCACGGCUUGGCGCCUACCUCCACUACACCUACAACGCCUCCAACUCCUCCCUUGCCAUUGCAUACCUCGCUGCUCCGGCCUCCUACGGCAAAUGGGUCGCCUGGGCCAUCAAUCCUGUUAGCACUGGCAUGAUUGGCGCUCAAGCCCUAAUGGCGCUCAGGCUCGAUAACGGCUCCCUCGUUGCCAAGACCUACAACUGCAGUAGUUACAUCGCGAUCACGGAGUCCAAGCUAUCGUUUGAGGUGUGGGACCUGAGUGCCGAUGAGGCAAACGGGAAGAUGAGGGUCUUCGCAUCGGUCAAGGUGCCGAAGGACGCUACGAGCGUUAACCAAGUCUGGAAUGUAGGCGGUGCGGUCAUCGGUAACCAACCGCAAGUUCACUCGUUGUCCGCAGCCAACAGGGAGUCGAAGGGGAAGCUCACGCUGGUCUCAUCACGGAACGGUGGCGGCAUUGGCACCGCAACUGCACCUGCUCCUGGACCUAGCAAUGGCGGAUGGAGGGUGGAUAGAAAUGAUGCGGGUUUCUUCAUUAGUCUAAUUUUGUUUAUUGGUGUUACUAUGGUGUAGUCAUUGACUACAUCUGGAUUUUCUACAACCUUAGAGAUUUAAAUUUCACUAUA